This is a messenger RNA of Penicillium concentricum, 1689 nucleotides long. Its product is annotated as ferric reductase family protein. Gene Ontology annotation, biological process: iron ion transport; intracellular iron ion homeostasis; copper ion import. Gene Ontology annotation, cellular component: plasma membrane. The record is from RefSeq and is a predicted model, not a curated record. The transcript has 7 exons. NCBI's taxonomy places the organism in Eukaryota, Fungi, Ascomycota, Eurotiomycetes, Eurotiales, Aspergillaceae. Gene Ontology annotation, molecular function: ferric-chelate reductase activity. Bases 1 to 1689 code for a protein of 562 amino acids.
AUGAGUGAUCUCAAAGCCGCAAAAGAUGCUGCAAAGGCUGCUGCGCAGGCUGCAUGGAAAAAGCUGCGCCUGGUUAAUAACGAAUGGAGCAAUAAGUACUUUGCCAUCGCUAUCGGCGCAAUUAUGGUUCUCUUUGCUGUAUAUCACUGGUCAAGUGUAAUUCACUUUUACUAUGGUCGAAGGAGAAAUCAUCCUACAUUGACUCGGAAGUAUAGACAAGCUCGAUGUUUUCUUUCUAGCUCAACGAUGGGAUUAAGGACGGAUCGUUCUAUUCUAUAUAUCAUUUACUGGGCUAUCAACUUGAUUCUUGCUUUAACAAAUGUUGACCUUACGAAUAUCAAUUAUGUUGCUAAACGAUUUGGCUGGAUCUCAGUCGCAAACUUGGUGCUUUUGGUCUUCUUGGCCUUGAAGAACACACCUCUCGCGCCCUUGACAGCCACAUCCUACGAAAAGCUUCGCCCACUACACAAGGCUGCCGGUUACACUUGCAUAUUCACAAGUGUCUUACAUGGCAUAGUGUACCUAGCUGCGUGGGCUAAAAGUGGCGACCUAUACGAAAUGGAAGAAACAAAGAACUUUGCCGGCGCCAUCGCAGGACUUGCCAUGGUAAUCAUUGGCUUUUCAACUAUCACAUACUUCAUGCGAGGGUAUUAUGAACUCUUCUAUAUGCUACACAUAUUGAUGUUCAUUUUGAUUAUGAUCACAGUCGGAAUGCACCGUCCGAAAUUCAAGACCUCGUCGGUGAUAAUCGUGGUUUUCACUGCCUCGCUUUGGGCCAUGGACCGCAUCAUCCGCGGCGCAAAGAUAGUCUGGAACUUUUUCGGAAAUUCCCUCACUGUCACAGCUUUGCCUAACAACGCCCUUCGGGUGAAACUCAGCCGUCGCAUGCACUGCCGUCCAGGUUCCCAUGCAUUUUUAUGGGUUCCUGCCAUCCGCUGGAUUGAAAGCCAUCCGUUCACCCUAGUAUCUUCGAAUCCCUCCGAGUUCGUUAUUCGAGUGUACGAUGGCUUUACCCGGGAUUUAUAUAAAGCUGCCCAGGAGUCACCUGGGAGAUCUCUACGCUGUUCUGUGGACGGUGCAUAUGGUCAAGUCCCUAACUUCAAAGUGUUUGAAAAGGUUGUUCUUGUCGCCGGUGGCAGCGGUGCUAGCUUCACAUUUGCUAUUGCACUAGACCUGAUCGCGACGUCUGACAAGGCAGUGAAGUCGAUUGGUUUUAUUUGGGUAGUGAGACAUCAAGAGAGUCUCGAGUGGUAUGCCCAGGAGCUCAAACAACUUCAGUCCCAUCCAGAAGUGAAUUUGUUCAUUCACGUCACCCGUCAGGCUGGCCUGUCCGGCACAUCGCCAUCCACAUCCCCAGGUUCUUCAUCAGAAAAAGUAUCUGAAAAGAACGAUGUAAUCCAAACAGACGAUUCUCCAGUCUUUUCAACAAAUGACCCUGAGAAAGGCGCUGGGCAACAGUCCACGGACAAUACAUCUUCCAUCAACGCGAUCUUGCCAGGGCGCCCGGAUAUUGGCAACUUGAUCGCAGCCGCAGCCGCGGCCGCUGGAAGCGACACAUUAGAUGACCGCAUCAUUGUUGGUGCUUGUGGUCCCAGCGAGCUUCUGAGUAUGACAAGGAAGGCUGUUAACAAUGAGUUGCAUAAUGACGGAUUAUCGAUAACACUAUACACCGAGGAAUUUGAAUGGUGA